ACUUUAUUCUUUUUGUUCAUCUGGAAUGGACCAACCUCAGAAUGACCUGUCUUUGGUCAAGAUCAUCACCCUUGGGCUGGGUGCUCUAAUCAGCUGGUUGUUCAUCAGUUGGUUCUCUGCGCCAAAGGGAAAAAAAUUCACUGUCAAACCACCUGCCCCUACUUCUUCUGACUGGAAAGGACCUGUGCUCAACAACCCUUCUUUAAGAAGUGCCUCUGAUCCUACUAAUAUCGUAUGCUAUGACCCUGCUACCGGACAACACAUUGAAGAUAUCCGUUCCCCUUCCCCUGAAGAUGUAAAGAUUAUUUAUGAAGAAGUCAAGGCCGCACAGGUCGAGUGGGCCAAGACGACUUUUGACCAACGCAAGGCUGUCCUGACUAGUAUUCUUGACUUUGUAAUCGAAAACCAAGAAGAUAUUUGUCGCGCCAGUUGCAGAGAUACCGGAAAGACCAUGAUUGAUGCUUCUCUCGGAGAAAUCUUUACUACUUGUGCUAAACUCAGAUGGACAAUUGACCAUGGUGAGGAAGCUUUGGCCGAGGAUCACCGUAGCCCUGGUUUGAUGAUGAUUUACAAGACCGCAAAGGUUGUGUAUCAGCCCAUGGGUGUUGUUUCUGCCUUGGUUAGCUGGAACUAUCCUUUCCACAAUGCUUUUGGUCCCGUGAUUUCUGCCCUGAUGUCUGGAAACGGCAUCAUCGUCAAGUGCUCUGAAUAUGUUGCCUGGUCUUCUGCUUACUACCAAGAGAUCAUCCACGCCUGUCUCAAGGCUCACGGAUACGAUACCAACCUUGUCCGCUUUGUCUCUGGUUUCGCUGAUGUCGGUGAAGCCGUUGUCCGCUCGGGUGUCAACCACGUCACAUUCAUCGGUUCUCCUGGUGUCGGCAAAAUCGUCCAGCGCAACGCAUCCGAUCUCCUGGUUCCCUGUUUGCUUGAGUUGGGUGGCAAAGACUGUGCUAUUCUGUUAAAAGACACCGAUCUUGACCACGCCAUGCCGGUCCUGAUGCGCGGCGUGUUCCAGAACUGCGGCCAGAACUGUGUUGGUAUCGAACGAAUCAUUGUUGCCCAGGAAAUCUAUGACAAGGUUGUGGAAGAAAUGAGUGCAAGAAUCGUACGUCUCCGUCAAGGAUCUGUUUUGGCUGAUGGUUCUGGCGUUGACUGUGGAGCAAUGACGAUGGGUAACCAGUUUGAGAAAUUGGAAGGUUUUGUUAAGGAUGCUGUUUCCAAAGGAGCCCGUUUGUUGCAUGGCGGAAAGCGAUUCCACCACCCGAUUCACAAGUCUGGCCAGUACUUUGAGCCCACUCUUUUGGUAGACGUUACUGCCGACAUGGACAUCGCCAACGAAGAAACCUUUGCGCCCAUCAUGGUCAUCAUGAAGCAUACUGGUCCUGAGGAUGCCGUCCGUGUUGCUAACCUCUGUCCCUAUGGUCUUGGAUCGUCUGUCUUUUCUGCCGACAAAGCCUUGGCCGAAAGUAUCUGCCGCAAACUCAGGGUCGGAAUGUCGAAUGUCAACGAUUUCGGUGUCAACUAUCUCUGCCAAAGUCUGCCUUUUGGUGGUGUCGGUAUUUCUGGUUACGGUCGCUUCUCUGGUGCUGAAGGUCUUCGUGGUUUGUGCACACCAAAGGCUAUCACAGUUGACCGCGUUCCGUUUGUCAAGACUCCCAUCCCUCCUAUUGUCGACUACCCUGUCAAGAGUGCCUUUGUUGGAUACGGUUUCCUCCAGAAUGUGGUUGGCAUGACCUAUGGUACCAGCCCUGUCGAAAGAGCCAAUUCUAUCGUUGGUAUUAUCAAGGCUUUCUUCUAAACCCUCCAAAAAAAAAGACAGAUACAAACAUAUGUUUAUCUGAUUUCUGUCGUCUUUUUCUAUUUCUUUCUUUAAAAUAUAUAUAUAAGAAAGACAUACAAUUACAUGUCUGCCUUACCCGUCCUCUUCUUAAUUACCACCCCUUCCCUCUUUUACUUUAUUUUUUCCCUCCUUAUUAUUACAUUAAUAAACAUUUUCAAACAAAGC
Phycomyces blakesleeanus NRRL 1555(-) is the source of this 2005-nucleotide messenger RNA. RefSeq lists its product as hypothetical. Gene Ontology annotation, molecular function: aldehyde dehydrogenase (NAD+) activity. The transcript is spliced from 6 exons. The coding region runs from base 26 to 1798 and encodes 590 amino acids. Lineage: Eukaryota; Fungi; Mucoromycota; Mucoromycetes; Mucorales; Phycomycetaceae. The record is from RefSeq and is a predicted model, not a curated record.